Aspergillus homomorphus CBS 101889 is the source of this 3415-nucleotide messenger RNA. RefSeq names its product Zn(II)2Cys6 transcription factor domain-containing protein. The transcript is spliced from 6 exons. Gene Ontology annotation, molecular function: DNA-binding transcription factor activity, RNA polymerase II-specific; zinc ion binding. Bases 1 to 3249 code for a protein of 1082 amino acids. NCBI's taxonomy places the organism in Eukaryota, Fungi, Ascomycota, Eurotiomycetes, Eurotiales, Aspergillaceae. The record is from RefSeq and is a predicted model, not a curated record. Gene Ontology annotation, cellular component: nucleus. Gene Ontology annotation, biological process: aromatic amino acid catabolic process; positive regulation of transcription by RNA polymerase II.
AUGGCUGCUCCAGCGAUUACCGGCCAGCAGGAGCCUCUUUAUUCGCACAACGGCCAAGACCAGAAUACUAAGUCUCCAUCGCCCCAGCCCCAUUCCCAGCAUCGUCGCGGUUACCAGGCCUGCGACCCGUGCCGAAAGCGCAAGGUGAAGUGCGACCUUGGCAGUGUGGAUAAUCCUCGGCCUCCGCCUUGUGUACGAUGUCGUCGCGAAAGCAAGCGCUGCGAGUUCUCCGCGACGAGGCGCAAGCGCAAGCCCUCGGAUGCGGACGAGACCGACGAUGCUGCCCUUCGUCGCGAUAAGCGCAUGAUGGUCGGAGAGGUCAUUUCCAGCCAUGGGUCCAACAACAGCGAUGGUUCGCCCUAUGUGCCCUCUCUAGAACCCGCCUCUGCUUCUACUGCGGCUGCUGCCACGACUACUUCCACUGCCCUCGACAAUAACACCCCCGGUCAUCCGCGACUCAAAUGGUCGGAGGGUUCGACUGCGGCUGGUCAAUUACCGCCGUCGACUGCCGGCAGCCAGCGUUACACUACCACCUCCACCACCACCACCACCAACAACAACACGACCGCCACCCAGUCCACGACGGCGGCGCAUUACGCGGAUGCACGAAGUAACCGUCUGUCGGUCUUCUCGGCGGGCGAACGGAGCCAUGCGCCCAGUUUCAGCCUCGAGGGCGGCCAGCCCAUGAUGAACCGGACCGCCGUCGAGCUGCUGUCGCCGGCCAUCAGCAAUAGCCACGAUGCGCUGCACCUCUUGUCCGAAGCCGCCGGGCGCACGGAAGACCUCAAUCGCCAGAGUCUAGAGAAUCGGUACGGAGCGCGACAGUCGGUCUCGUCAUUCAAUUCGCCCAUGUCCCCGCUCACUCAGGCCGGCACCCCGCGCAGCGCGGGCGGCUCGUUUUCGAGGCCCGCUCGCUCAGGUACCGUCCCGAUUGGAGGGUAUUAUCAGGCUGGGGGCUCCGGGGCGAUGGAUGCGCAGCAUUCUGAUGGUCGUGGUCAGGCGGACUCUACGGAGAAUGCGCCCGACCCCGGUUUUGCAGAUGCGGUCAAGGCAUGGUCGCGAUUGCGCUUCGUCCGCGCCGGCUGGCUCACGGUUGAAGAGGCUAUGGCUUAUGUUGCGUACUAUUACGAACAUCUCGCCUCCUUGAGUCCUAUCGUUAUUCCGAACUUCUCACACCCGGCAACCCACCGGAGCCUGCUCACGGAUGAGCCUGUUUUGGCGGUGGCGAUCUUGACGACUGCGUCGCGGCAUAUGAAGCCGAAAGGCGAUGGGGCAUAUACACGGGCUUUCUACAUCCAUGAUCGGCUUUGGUCGUAUCUUCGCGGCAUGAUCGAGCGUCUCUUUUGGGGCCAGGAGAAGUUCGACAAUAAUGGCAUGGGAAUCAGCCGGCCGCGAUCAUUUGAUCUUGCGCCGACCUCGGCCAAAGUGAACCACAAAGGCAACCUCCGGUCGCUUGGGACGAUCGAGGCGCUGCUCAUCCUGACUGACUGGCAUCCGCGGAAUCUGCACUUCCCCCCUGGUGACGAUGAGAACGCUCUGCUGGAUCUGGACGCCCAUACGCAGAGUCGGUACGAGAGAGAGCUGGAAACCGAUGCGGAGAACCCGGCGAAUCGGGCCCCCAACAAUGCCGCGGAGGGUCGACUGGCCUUUCAGAAAUGGCUCGAACCCGCCUGGCGGUCGGACCGCAUGGCUUGGAUGUUGUUGAGUACUGCACAGGCGCUAGCCUUCGAGCUGGGCGUGUUUGAUCCGAAGAACGACGCCAAAGCGGCCGUGGAACCUUUGUCGGAGCAGACCCGCAAGCGCCGUCUACGCCGGCUGAUUCUCGUCUACAUCACGCAGAGCAGCGGUCGUUUGGGCAUCCCGUCUAUGCUUCCCCUCCCGCAAUGGACUAGCGAUAUCCAGCCGACCCCUGUGACGGGCGCCAAGGGCAGCGACACCAUCGUCGAUCGCAUGCAUGACUGCUGGAUUGGGAUCUCGAAGAUCAUGUAUCAGAGCAAUCAGUUACUCUUCGCGUCCAACGAGCAGACGUCGGAGCUUAUUCGGAGUGGGCGGUACCGUGAUCAGAUUGACCGGUUCCAGCCUUUCCUGCGGGAAUGGCGACAUAACAUCGAUACUAUUGAUUUGGCCCCGCCUAUGAGGAAUAUCCUGAUGAUUGAAUACGAAUAUACUCGGCUUUAUGUCAACUCUCUAGCCCUCCAGGCGGUGGUGGAUCGGUGGACGACAAUGUCCAAUGAAGCGGCCCAGAGUCAGAUGUCGAGACCAAAUGCGGGCCCGUCGGCGAGCGGUGUCGGGUUUCACGUGCUUAUGGAGCUGUAUCGCGUCAACGAGCCUUACAUUCAGGAGGUGGUGGACGCAUCACGUAAGAUUCUGCAGACCGUGCUUGAGGUGCUUGUGCCCGGGGACCAUCUCAAGCAUGCGCCCGUCCGGACAUGCUUCCGAAUUCUGUCUGGGAUGAUCUUCAUUCUCAAGACUUUUACUCUGGGUGCCAAGGAAGACGAUGUGCGCGUGUCCUUGGACCUUCAGGACCGUACAGUUGAGGCACUGCGGACCUGCGUGGUUGACGAUGUCCACCUCAAUCACGCCAUUGCGCGACUGCUGGAGUUGCUGACUACGAGCAUCCGCACGCGAUUCCUGCGAUUCGCCCCACUGGACCGCGGUGGUGACGGGGAGCAGGAACGGCCGUCAGCGCCGGUGUCACGACAUCAGUCGCCGCGGCCGCGCGACGGGGUCCCGGGCCGUCGCGAGGGGUCCAGUCACACCUGGACGCCGGCGCAGAACCCGGCGCAGAACCUGGGGUAUGUGGACGGGACGAGCCAGACAGGGACCAGCAUGAGCUCGGUGCAUGACCCUUUGGCGGCAAUUCCGGCGCAGUCGAUCAACUCGUCACACAUCAACGUCUCGUUCAUGCCGCCUCCGCCGUCGAUGUACCACAACUACUAUGACCCUAGCGCGACCCCGCCUGCAGGGGAGAUGGAGGGGUCGGCCAGCAUGCCCUCGCAGUCGAUGGCGGCGGACAGUGCCGCGAACACGUCCGGCGGACUCCCGGACUGGUUCGCGCUGCCCCUGGAUCAGUUCUUCAACAGCUCGACCGCGGUGGUGGACCAGGGACUAGGUGGCACAGGCCCGAUGGUGGGCGAGUUCGACAUGCUGGAGGUGUUGCUUAAUGAACAGUACGACGGUGGGAACGGCGAGGGCGGCGGCGAGGCUGCUACCGGGGCUAAUCUCCCAUCGCAUUUCCUAUCGUCGUGAAUAUUUAUCUUUGUAUCUAUCGGAUAAGGAUUGAAGCGGGGUUGGAUAAGGGAAUGACUGUACGAAUUACGAUCACAUUGUUUCUUGUAGCUUGAUUGGGGUUUAUUGUUUGCAUUGGAUGGGGGAGUAUCCAUGGCGAUGCAGGUCUCAGAUGCGUCAUUUACGG